AUGCCGACGCCUAUUCCCCGUCCUAAGGGCUUGCCCAUCAUCGGCAACCUUUUUGAUCUCGACUCCAACAACCCCUGGGGCUCGUUUAAUAAAUUGGCGACCAAUUAUCGUCCCAUCUUCAAAAUCACCAUCCUUGGUAAAGACAUUGUUUUCGUGACGGGCGCCGCCCUCCUGGAGGAGAUCUGUGACGAGAGGCGCUUCCGAAAAUGCGUGACCGGUCCGAUUGUUGAGAUUCGCGAUGCUGUCCACGACAGUCUUUUCACGGCGUACCAUGACGAGGAGAGCUGGGGGAUUGCACACCGUAUCAUGGCCCCGCUGGUCUCGCCGGAGGCUGUCGCCGGUGUCUUUGCGGGCAUGCAGGAAACGUCCAAGGAUUUGGUUAGGAAAUGGACCGCCGGUCCUCGACAGCGCGUCAGCGUGACGAGCGACUUGGACCGAGUGAACCAUGCGGCCAACAUGCUCUGCUUCUUUGACCAACGCGUCCACUGCAUGGACGGUCCGGAACCGGCUGUGAUCAGGGCCAUGGAUAGCUCCACGAAGGAAUCGAUGAAGCGUGCCGCCCGCCCUUCAUUCCUCACCUGGCUCUUCCACCAGAGCAAGUGGGACAAGGACAUCAAGACCAUGCGCGAUUACUGCGCCAGCAUCGUCGCCACCCGACAAGAGAACCCCACCGACAGAAAGGACAUGCUCUACGCCAUGCUGCACGGCAAGGAUCCCCAGACCGGCAAAUCCCUCACGGAGAGCCAGGUCCUCGACGAAAUCAUCAACAUCUUCAUCGGCAGCGCCACCGCCCCCAACCUCGUCGCUUUCGCCAUGUACUACCUGAUGAAGAACCCGGACGAGAUCUCCAAGGCGCGCGAGGAAAUCGACAACGUCGUCGGCGGGCCCUCCGACGAGAUCGAACACGAGCACCUCGCCCGCCUACCCUACUGUGAAGCCAUCCUGCGCGAAACCUUCCGCAUGUCGGGCGUCGCUCCCGGCUUCAACAUCGAACCCAUCCCAGACGACAGCGACAGCCCCGUCUUCCUCGCCGGCGGCGAAUACGAGAUUCCGCGCAAGCAGCCCCUCAUCGCCAUCCUCUCCUCUGUCAACCGCGACCCCGCCGUCUUCGAGAACCCAGAGGCUUUCAAGCCCGAGCGCAUGUUCGGCGAGAAAUACGAACGCCUGCCCACCGGCGUGAAGAAGGGCUUCGGCAACGGCAAGCGCCGGUGCUUCGGCGCGCAGUACGCCUGGGAAUGGUCCUUCAUGGCACUGGUCACCAUCCUGAAGGACGUGGAGUUCGAGGCCGCCGACGCCAGCUACACCAUGGCCAACGCCGGCGUCAACUACAACGGGGCGUUCAGCGUGCGGCCGCAGGAGUUCUUCGCCGUGACGGGGCCCCGGCCGCGAGUUGGCUAG
This is a messenger RNA of Aspergillus steynii IBT 23096, 1398 nucleotides long. RefSeq names its product putative cytochrome P450. The transcript is spliced from 2 exons. Gene Ontology annotation, molecular function: heme binding; monooxygenase activity; oxidoreductase activity, acting on paired donors, with incorporation or reduction of molecular oxygen. The record is from RefSeq and is a predicted model, not a curated record. Bases 1 to 1398 code for a protein of 465 amino acids. Lineage: Eukaryota; Fungi; Ascomycota; Eurotiomycetes; Eurotiales; Aspergillaceae.